UUAUUUUAUAAUGGCAAUGUAGUACUGACAGCUGUAAAAAUUAAAAACAAAAAGCGUAAUUUUGGCGCCAAACAAAAGUGCAGUGUGAAAUAGUUUCUUUUUAAUAUAAGUGAAAAUAUUAACUGAAAAUGAAAUUCGCUAUUCCUGAAAUAUCAUGGCAUAACAGGGACCCCGUGCUCAGUGUUGAUUUUCAGCCAAAAGCAGAAUCUAGCGAGCCUUUGCGCCUCGCAACUGGAGGAACAGACUCCCAUGUCUUGAUAUGGUACCUCUCUACAACGGAAUCUGGGUCUGUAAACUUAGAAGUAGCAGCUGAUCUCGCUCGUCAUCAAAAAGCGGUGAAUGUGGUGCGAUGGUCGCCUGAUGGACAGUACUUGGCAUCAGGUGACGAUGAGUCCAUCAUAUUCAUCUGGAAACAGAAGACUGAAGAAGUAGCUCCUGCUCCUGAACAGAUUGAGGAGCAAUAUAAAGAAACUUGGGUUAUACACAAGACCCUAAGAGGUCACAUGGAAGAUGUCCUGGAUUUGACCUGGAGUCUGGACUGCAAGCAUCUAGCGUCAGGCUCAGUGGACAACAAGCUGCUGAUGUGGGAUGUGGGGCGUGGUAGGUACAACUCCAUCCUCACUGACCACAAGGGGUUUGUGCAGGGUGUGUCUUGGGACCCCAGGGGGCAAUAUAUUGCAUCAGCAAGUACGGACAGAAUUUUCCGUACUUUUGACAUAAACACAAAGAAGGUGACAUCUCGCAGCAGUAAGGCCUGCCUCCCCUUUCCCAAGGACCACUCCCUCCACCAGGUAAAGGUCCGGCUAUACCAUGACGACACGCUGCAGACAUUCUACCGUCGGCUGCAGUUCAGUCCAGACGGGCUUCUCAUCGCCGUCCCUGCAGGCAGAGUGGAACCAGAACAGGGGAAAGUUGACAUGAAACCUAUCAAUGCUGUAUAUAUUUACACAAGAUACUCAUUGAAAGUUCCAGCAUGCAUCCUGCCGUGCGGUGAGCCGGCGCUGGUGACGCGCUGGUGUCCGCGCCGGUUCGCACUGAGAGCCGGCGGCCCCGCGCCCGCCUUCCCAUUGCAGAGCAGGAUGCUCCUCGCCGUUGGGACUAAACGUUCCGUACUGGUAUACGACACGCAGCAGAAGACGCCUAUUGCCUUGAUCUCUAAUAUACAUUAUACUAGAUUGACAGAUUUAACGUGGUCUCCCGAUGGUUGCACUCUAGUGGCAUCAAGCACAGAUGGGUUCUGCUCCAUCAUCACAUUCGGCAAAGGUGAGCUUGGAGAAGUUUUACCAGAUGAAGUUAAGGCCCAGGAUGCUGCAGAACCAAUGGAGGUACCGACAGAAGAUCAAGCACCAGAACCUCCAAAAGAAAAACCAGAGGAACCAAAAGUAGGCACAAUAGACACGUUCAUUAAAUUCAAAGCACCUUCAGAAAAGUCACCAAAAAAACAACCCACACAGCCUCAAAUUAAAACACCAGUUAAAAUUGAUGUUUUAGAAGAGGUGGCGAUGCCGUCAUGGUCAGAUAACAGUAGUAACGAAAUUAUAAAGCCUAAAGAAAGUGAACCAAUGGAUGCAGAUGUGAUGGUUAUAGAAGACAGUGAAGACAUCAAGCUGGUGUAUGACGAGACUGAAGGCUCUAAAUCCCAGUCCCCUAAAGAGAAAACAACUGAAGAUAAAUCCCAAACUGAAUCACCUGAAACAAAACCUAAGACUGAAUCACCUAAAAACAAAACUACUGAACUGAAACAGACUAAAAUUUCAUCAAAAAGCAGUCCUAAAAGUUCCCAAGUGAAAACAGAUAGUCCAUUCUUACGUCAGGCCAAAGUGACUGACGUCAAGCAACCAGCAUUAACUAACUCAGCGCCGAGCCCUAAAGCGCCGCGAAGGGUCAGCUUUGUGACGCUUUCCAGCCCAAAAAACAGUAAGAAGAAAUGUUAAGUGAAGAUUGAAUGAGGUUUAGAAAUAUAAGAAAAAUUAAUGUCAAAUUCAAAGAAUUUUAUGAAACGUUAAAUAAGAAUAAAUAAGGUUCAAAAAUACUAGUACACAUAUGUUUUGUGAUAAGGCUGAUGUUUUAAUUGAUUACAAAUAAUUUGUAUUUUCAUUUUGUAAUUUGUGCAAACAAUAAUUUUAUUAUUCAAAUCAUUUCAGAUAAAAAUUUUGUCAAAUAAAAACAAGCUCUGACAACGAAAACCAAUGCCUACUUGAAAUAAAUUAUUAUCAAUGCAUA
Molecule: messenger RNA, 2223 nt
Organism: Manduca sexta (tobacco hornworm)
Lineage: Eukaryota; Metazoa; Arthropoda; Insecta; Lepidoptera; Sphingidae
Gene: Caf1-105
Product: chromatin assembly factor 1 subunit B
Exons: 7
Coding region: 129-1934 (601 amino acids)
Biological process (GO): DNA replication-dependent chromatin assembly; nucleosome assembly
Cellular component (GO): nucleus; CAF-1 complex
Molecular function (GO): protein binding
Source: RefSeq, a predicted model, not a curated record